AGUAUCUGAUCACGCAAUCACAGAAUGGUAAGAAUGUAGCAGCAGAUCAAAGCAGAAGAUUCCCUCCGCCGAUGAGAUCCCGCAUUCCGAGAGAGAGGCGGAUGGAGAGCGCGCAUUAUCGAUCUCUCUCUGUAGCUCCUCCUGCUGCUGAUCACACUCAAUGUACGGUCAUGUGAAAGCCGCUAUAUAAACCUCCAGCUCAUCUGUCCGAGGACACCGACACUGCUUCAGGACACUUGAAGACUCUUUCGGCGCAGCUGUCAUAAUGUCUCACGGAUGGGGAUACGCAGACCAUAACGGACCCGAGAAAUGGUGUGAAAACUUCCCCGUUGCUAAUGGACCUCGCCAGUCUCCAAUAGACAUUCAACCCAGUGGAGCAUCUUUUGAUGAAUCACUGAAACCGCUUAAACUGCAGUACGACCCCUCCACUUCACUGGACAUCCUGAAUAAUGGACACUCCUUCCAAGUGACCUUCGCCGAUGAUGACGACAGCUCAACUCUGACGGAAGGCCCGAUCUCAGGCAAAUACAGACUCAAGCAGUUCCACUUCCACUGGGGAGCCAGUGAUGACAAGGGCUCCGAGCACACAGUCGAAGGGAAAUGCUACCCAGCCGAGCUCCAUCUGGUCCACUGGAACACAGAAUAUCCCAGCUUUGGGGAAGCAGCCAGUAAGCCUGAUGGUCUUGCUGUGGUUGGAGUUUUUCUAGAGAUUGGUGCAGCCAAUUCUAAUAUUCAGAAGCUUCUGGAUGCUAUGGAUGCAAUCAAGUGCAAGGGAAUGCAGACCUCAUUCACAAACUUUGACCCAACCAUCCUGCUCCCAGAGUCUCUGGAUUACUGGACUUACCUGGGGUCUCUGACCACCCCUCCUCUGCUCGAGAGCGUCACAUGGAUCGUCUGCAAGCAGUCAGUCAGCGUCAGCUCAGAGCAGAUGAAGAAAUUCCGAUCUCUGCUUUUUACAGCAGAGGAUGAGGAGGCCUGCUGCAUGGUGAACAAUUAUCGCCCCCCUCAACCUCUGAAAGAUCGUGAGGUCCGUGCAUCUUUCAAAUAAAAGACCCCCCGGAACCCUCUUCCUCCCCUUCCCUCCCUUCUUUAGCAUGAUAUGCAAGUGUGGGGCCCCCUGGUCAAGGGCCUCAAAGCACCUUCACCCUCCAUGCAGUGAUGCUGGGCAACCUGCCAGCUGUCCAGCAGACCAGAUGUGCUGUUUGGAGAGUAAAGAGGCUAUGCAGGGAAUCAUGUGUUUGUACUGUCCCUCUCUCUUUCUUUCUCCUUCUUCAUUCAUUAGUGCAAAUGCUUGAAUUAUUUGGAUUUAGUAUAUGGUGCCAAUUUUGUAUGAUGCUCUGAUUUACAUGUGAUGCAUAGACAGACGAGAGAAGUAAUAUAUACAUGGGGUAUUUAGUAUGUAAAUUGAGUAUUUAAGUAUAUUUGUAUUGCUGUAGAGCAGAGAUGCCCAAAUCUGGGCCAAGUUGGCCCGUGAUGACCUUUGAUUUGGUCCGUCAUAUUAUAUUUACAUUUAUGCAUUUAGCAGAUGCUUUUAUCAAAAAUGACUUAUAUUUCAUUGAUGGUAUACAUUUUUUAUUAGUUCAUGCAUUCCUUUUUGCACUGAAAAAAAAAAAACAUUUAAAUAAAUAAAUAAAUAAAACAUUUAAAAAUGUAAAAUUUUUGUUUAUUAAAUCAAUUUUAAUAUAAUAUACACUGUUAAAAUUGUAUAAAAUAAAACAAAUGAUUGCUUAUAUUAAUCAAAUAAAUUCUUAAAUUUUUUAAACAAAACAAGAUUAAAUAAAACAAAAUUUAAAAAAAUAUAUAUAUUAUCAGAGUACAGAAAAUACAAUUUAUUUUCUUUCUACUACAAAAUUUGAAAUCGAAUUCAAUGUGUUACUUGCAACUUAUUCUAAUUAUUUGUGAAAUUUACCAGCAAUAUCAGAGCAAAAACUGUUUCUACACCAAAUUUUUUUUCAGAGUAGAUGGAUACAAUGCAGCAUUUACUUUUGGCUAACAGCCCUCAAUCAAGUUUGAUUUCUGGUCCUUUGUAUAAAAGUUUGGGUACCUCUGCUCUAUAAACUAGACCAGCAUCUCAGAUUAAAAUGCAAAGGUAUGGCAGAUCGGCAGAUUCCCCCGAACAGAUGCCAUCUGUGCUGCUGUCCUUCCCUGCCAGGCUGUAAUCUCUGGCUGUCUCAGCAGUGCUGCAGCUUAACGAAACCCAAUGCACACUGCUAUCAGGCUGCAAGAUCUAGAAAAUCCUCUAUGGUAAAUGAACACACGUGGCAAAACGUCCAUGUCGGCACGCAGGGAAAUCAUGCACAAAAUCUAGCACAUACUGUACAAUCAGAGCAGUUUUGAUUUGAAGUAUUUGUGCCUCAGAUAGUAAUUGCAUUUUCCUGUGUGUUCCUGAAAGAUGUCAUUUUUAACAAUUAAUAUGCACAAGAUUUCAGUUUAAAAGCAGUAGCAAUAAUUGCAUGAAACCCCUAUGUAAUUCCUUAAUGUGCCGUUUCUUGUUCUAUGCUUUAAUCUUGGACUUUGAGUAAUUCGUCUCUUCAACUGUAUUGCAUAGCGAUGCACAAGCAACACAGUGAGUCUUAGAAGCCAACAUGCCAAUAGACAAAUCUUGCAGGUUAUGCAAGGAAGUCAACAUCAGCUCUUCUAAAGAACUGGGACCAGGGCUCAUGUCUUGUGUUAUGUGUUUGUAAAGUCAGCAGGUUUUAAAUAUAUUGUGUAGUGUGUUAUUGAACGUACUUUACUUGAAUUCGAGGGCAAUUUGUUAAGCAAUAUUGUUCAGCCAUACUCUGUUCUGCUAUUUUCAAAGAGGAUAUUUUAAGUAAAGAUAUUUUAUGCUUAU
Molecule: messenger RNA, 2833 nt
Organism: Onychostoma macrolepis
Lineage: Eukaryota; Metazoa; Chordata; Actinopteri; Cypriniformes; Cyprinidae
Gene: ca2
Product: carbonic anhydrase II
Exons: 7
Coding region: 266-1048 (260 amino acids)
Biological process (GO): carbon dioxide transport
Cellular component (GO): cytoplasm
Molecular function (GO): carbonate dehydratase activity; zinc ion binding
Source: RefSeq, a predicted model, not a curated record